GUAGCUUAUAAGUCCUUGCAUUUGACUACUCCUUUCUGUUUUAAGUAGGUGGAGAUGGCUGCAAUCAAUGGCCUGGCUUAUGAGGAUGAAGAAAGUUCAUCAGAAGGGAUCAAAAUCCAGCCUCUCUCCUCUGCAACAAUGCCAGAGCAAUGGAAAGAUGAUGCAGGAAAGAAUCGAACACCCCUUACUUUUAGGGAUAGGCUGGGAAUAGAUGACUUUUAUGAUUUAAAUGUAUGGAGAGCAUCAAUUGGAGAAAUAUUCGGGACUGCAGUUCUUGUUUUCGCUGUUGACACCAUUGUGAUUUCCUCUGUUCAGACGGACACCAAAACCCCAAACGUCCUUUUAUCAAUCCUGGUCGCGAUCAUCGUCACAAUCUUACUUCUAGCCAUUCAUCCCGUCUCAGGCGGCCAUAUUAACCCCAUAGUCAGCUUCUCAGCAGGCCUAGUUGGGCUCAUCUCAAUGUCGCGCGCAGCCAUCUACAUUGCUGCACAAUGCAUUGGAGCUGUACUAGGUGCCCUGGCACUCAAAGCUGUGGUCAGCAGCAGUAUUGAAAACACAUUUUCACUUGGAGGAUGUACUGUGACAGUAGUCACACCAGGGCCAGAUGGGCCUAUUACAAUUGGGCUGGAGACAGGACAGGCCUUCUGGCUUGAGGUGAUCUGCAGUUUUGUGUUCCUGGUGGCUUCAAUAUGGAUGGCCUAUGAUAAGCGUCAGAAGAAGGAGCUGGGCCAAGUCAUAGUGUUUGCCAUAGUGGGUACUGUGCUGGGGCUACUAGUGUUUAUCUCGACUACGGUGACGGCCCAGAAGGGGUAUGCAGGGGCAGGGAUUAAUCCGGCAAGGUGUUUGGGCCCGGCGAUUGUGAGAGGAGGCCACUUGUGGAAUAGUCACUGGAUUUAUUGGGUUGGGCCUGGGAUUAGUUGUGUGGCGUUUUAUAUUUACACCAAGAUUAUUCCCAGGGAGCAUUUCCAACCUGCAGAUCUGCAGAGACAUGAUUUCUAUAAUGUGGUCAAGGCCUUUUGAGAGCUGAGGUUUUUAGCUGUGUGUAUUCAACUGGUUUUUUCAAGUAUUGCACCUCCUGGAUUAUGAACAAUAUAUAGUUUGUUAAAGAUUUGAAGAUAUUCUAUUGGUAAAUUUGUAAACAAUAAUCAAAAGCUCUUAAAAUUAUGUAAGUUUGGGUCCGAAUAGUGUUGGUGGAAAUAAG
This is a messenger RNA of Daucus carota subsp. sativus, 1201 nucleotides long. RefSeq lists its product as uncharacterized. Lineage: Eukaryota; Viridiplantae; Streptophyta; Magnoliopsida; Apiales; Apiaceae. Gene Ontology annotation, molecular function: channel activity. Bases 55 to 1020 code for a protein of 321 amino acids. The transcript has 3 exons. The record is from RefSeq and is a predicted model, not a curated record. Gene Ontology annotation, cellular component: membrane. Gene Ontology annotation, biological process: transmembrane transport.